GAUCAGAUCGGUUCAGCACCGUUUCAGACCUAAACUGGUCCGGAUCUAAGUGUAAUCCUGCUGUUUACCAUGGCUGUGGACGGGAAAACUGUGGCUCUGGCUAAACUGCUCCAUGAGGAAUGUAAACACUUACUGCACUUAUACACUGAGCGGCAGUCGCUGCCCUCGUUGCCAGUAUCUGGAGGGCAGUUGGUUUCCAUCCCUCCUUUAACACCUCAGCUCUCCUCUUCUGAGAGACUGUGCUUCCUGCACGCAGCGCUGCGGGCGUGUCUCUCCCUGCUGGAGGACGUCAUCGCCCGAGAAGACAGCGAAUUCUCCGACACACUGGAGGAUGAAUACGUGAACCAGCGCAGAACUGUGAAGGACCGACUGGGACACCUGGUACUGACCACCGAGCGGCAACUGCAGGAGGUCGUCAGGUGUCAGGCCACCGUCACUAAGGUGCCGGACCUGAUGGACGGUGGAGCGUUCGCUCUGAAGAAGUGGAUCCUCCAGGUUCUUCAGGAUCUGGUGCACUGGUCCGGCAAGACGGUCGAAACUCUGCAGUCUCCGUCGGCAAGGACGUCCAGAAAAGCACCAAUCAAGACGAGGGCGAGCAGAGGACGAGGGACAAACCAGCAGAGGAAGAGGCUACGCAAAUGAUCGCCUGCUAACCAAGUAUAUUCGAAGGUAGCACAGCGGUCUAUUACCUUGAGACCCAGGUUCAAAUUACAGCUGUGCUAUCGGCCGGCCGGGCGUCUACACAGACAUGGUUGGCUGCGACUGAGGGAGGAUGGUGGCUGAAGCUGUGCGAGGGAUUGACGCCCUGUAUAAGGCGUUCCUGCCUUGUGUCCAGUGUUUCCCAGACUGGCCACCACCCUGACCAGGAUCAAACGGUUGUUGAAAAUAGAAUCAAAGUGGAAAUGAUCACACUUUACAUCGCUGCUACUGCGAAAAGAAAGAGACCGGGCUAUAUAUUUUUAAUCCAUACGUUAGAUUUAUAUGUCCAGAGAUCUUAUUAACUUUAUUACAUAAAUUAUAACAUAUCAAUAUUUUUGUAGUUUAUUUUUUACACGUUACAGGAGGCCUGGCUGAAGAUAAGAAAGUUUAAAACAUAAAUCUCACAAUGUGUGGACACUGCAUUACAAAUCCCAGGGUAUCGUACGUAAUCGAACGUAAAGCCAAAAAUGUAUUUAGAAAGUAUGUGGACACCCUUCUGAAUUAUUAAGUUUAGGUGUUUCAGACACAAAAAUUCAACAACCCAUACUGCUAAAAAAGGAAGAAAGAACACUUAAUAAAUUAAAGAUUCAAGCUUAAAAUCUUUUUGUGGAAUUUGUUGAGAACAGAAUGACGUCCUGGAUUCAAAAUCACACCCAAAAUCAAAGUAAAAAAAUUGUAAUCACAGGCAUCCCGGACUUUUAAUCAAAUUAAGUGUUUUAUUAAGCUGGAAGGAAAAUAAAUCAAUUUCACAACAAUUAGAGCACUUGUGUAAAAUAAAAUGUUAUGUGGCCCUGUCCCUACUUUACUGGAAUGUGUUGCAGCUAUCACGUUUAGAAUGAGUGUGUAUCUCCAAAAACUAAUAAAGCUCAUUGGUUGAAACAUUAAA
Messenger RNA from Trichomycterus rosablanca, 1585 nucleotides. RefSeq names its product ciliary neurotrophic factor (gene cntf). Lineage: Eukaryota; Metazoa; Chordata; Actinopteri; Siluriformes; Trichomycteridae. Bases 70 to 642 code for a protein of 190 amino acids. The transcript is spliced from 4 exons. Gene Ontology annotation, biological process: ciliary neurotrophic factor-mediated signaling pathway; negative regulation of neuron apoptotic process. Gene Ontology annotation, molecular function: ciliary neurotrophic factor receptor binding. The record is from RefSeq and is a predicted model, not a curated record.